CCGGGCGGAGCGCGGCGCACGAUGGUAAGAGCCGCGCUGUCGCCGCCGUUCUUCCUGCUGCUGCUGCUGCUAUCCUGGGCGCCCCGAGGCGAGGCAGCCCCUCAAGAAGAUGAGAUCCAGUGCCUGCCCGGGCUGGCCAAGCAGCCGUCCUUCCGCCAGUACUCCGGCUACCUCAGAGGCUCGGGCUCCAAGCACCUCCACUACUGGUUUGUGGAAUCCCAGAAGGAUCCCAAGAGCAGCCCUGUGGUGCUUUGGCUCAACGGAGGGCCGGGCUGCAGCUCCCUAGAUGGCCUCCUCACAGAGCAUGGCCCCUUCCUGAUCCAGCCAGACGGUACCACCCUGGAGUACAACCCCUAUUCUUGGAACCUGAUUGCCAACGUGUUGUACCUCGAGUCCCCAGCCGGAGUGGGCUUCUCCUACUCUGAUGACAAGUAUUACGUGACCAAUGACACUGAGGUCGCCCAGAGCAAUUUUGAGGCCCUGAAAGAUUUCUUCCGCCUCUUUCCGGAGUACGAGAACAACGAGCUUUUCCUGACGGGAGAGAGUUAUGCUGGCAUCUACAUCCCCACCCUGGCUAUGCUGGUCAUGGAGGACCCCAGCAUGAACCUUCAGGGGCUGGCUGUGGGCAAUGGACUUUCCUCCUAUGAGCAGAAUGACAACUCCCUGGUCUAUUUCGCCUACUACCAUGGCCUUCUGGGGAACAGGCUUUGGUCUUCCCUCCAGACCCACUGCUGCUCUCAAGACAAGUGUAACUUCUACGACAACAAAGACCCAGAAUGCGUGACCAAUCUUCAGGAAGUGUCCCGCAUCGUGGCCAGCUCCGGCCUCAACAUCUACAACCUCUACGCCCCAUGUGCUGGGGGGGUGCCCAGCCACUUAAGGUAUGAGGGGGGCACUAUCGUGAUCCAGGAUUUGGGCAACAUCUUCACUCACCUGCCACUCAAGUGGACGUGGUAUCAGGGACUGCUGCGUUCUGAGAAGAAGGUGCGCAUGGAUCCCCCCUGCACCAACACCACAGCUGCCUCCACCUACCUCAACAACCCUUACGUGCGGAAGGCCCUCCACAUCCCCAAGCAGCUGCCCCAGUGGGAUGUGUGCAACUUCCUGGUGAAUGUACAGUACCGCCGUCUCUACCAAAGCAUGUACUCCCAGUACCUUAAGCUGCUCACCACACAGAAAUACCGGAUCCUUCUAUACAACGGAGAUGUGGACAUGGCCUGCAACUUCAUGGGGGACGAGUGGUUUGUGGAUUCCCUCAACCAGAAGAUGGAGGUACAGCGCCGGCCCUGGUUAGUGAACUACGGGGAGAGUGGGGAGCAACAGAUUGCUGGCUUCGUGAAGGAGUUCUCCCACAUAGCCUUUCUCACCAUCAAGGGCGCCGGACACAUGGUCCCCACCGAUAAACCCCUGGCUGCCUUCACCAUGUUCUCCCGUUUCUUGAAUAAGCAGCCAUACUGAUGACCUGAUGACCGCAGGGACCAGCCCUCCCAGCCUCUCUUGCUAGAAGGGAGGUCUCCUUUAUGCAAAAUGCCCCUGCAGGGCUGAUGUCUGCCACAGAACUGGCCCACCCUCUCCGCAGCCCUGUGCAUCCCAGACUGGGCCCCAGUGCCUCAUAGAGACAGUCUGGGGGAGUUAGCACUUUAUUCCUGACGGGGGUGGGGCCUGGCCCCCUCUCUGCUUAAAGAACGCCCUUAAUGCACUGAUCCCACCCCAGGAACACAAAAGAGCUCAGGACAGCCCACUGGGAGGGAAUGGAGGGACUAUAAUUGAUAGAUUGACUGUGAUUAUGGAAAUAAAUUGUGUACAGCUUAAAA
Molecule: messenger RNA, 1814 nt
Organism: Ceratotherium simum simum (southern white rhinoceros)
Lineage: Eukaryota; Metazoa; Chordata; Mammalia; Perissodactyla; Rhinocerotidae
Source: RefSeq, a predicted model, not a curated record